Messenger RNA from Camellia sinensis, 1966 nucleotides. The record is from RefSeq and is a predicted model, not a curated record. Lineage: Eukaryota; Viridiplantae; Streptophyta; Magnoliopsida; Ericales; Theaceae.
AUGGUUGGCUGUUCCAUAUCCUCCGCCAAGCUAUCUAGCUACAGUUUUGAGACAUACUGUCCCAAUCAAUGGUCCAGGCAAUUUGGUCUUUCACAGGCUAUCCCUUAUCCUUAUUUCCACCCAACCAUCCAUGAGGAGAUUGGGUCUAGAAUCCACUUCAAAGAUCCUACACAAGCUGAAUCCAUUCUGACAGAGAACACCAAACUUUUCCAAGAUUUUGGCCCCUUCUUCUUCAAACCUACUUCGGACUGCUCGGCUGCUUUUGACCAUUGGUGGGGACUUAUGACUGCCAUUAUUUUCUGCAAGCCACUUGAAAGCUGCCUUAACGAUACUUGUAUUCAUAUUCAGGGCCGCAUAUCCUCGCCUUCCAAGCUUAAGGCUACAGCCAAAAUUGGGCCUGCUACUGAACCAUUGGUUAGGGACCAACGUAAAGGCAAGGAUCCAAUGGAUGCAACUACUCAGACAAACACCCCCUCAGUUCCAAAAUUAAUGGCAGACUCUUUCGCAGCCGCACAGACACAAGCACAGAGAGGAACUACCACCGGUACCCCUGCCGAGACAGAGGUCAUGGCGAAGAAGAGAGAAGAGCCUUCCACUGCUCCUGCUCUAAGCACAUACCUAAGUGAGUGGGAUAUCCCUCUCAGCCAAAUGGUUGGCCAAACAACAUCAAAUCCUUCAGGGCAGCUCUACCAAGUAAUCCUUCACUUUACAUAUUUACAGCAUCUCAAUUUCCAUUCACGCCCGACUGAUCACUUACUUUUGUGCAGAGAAAAAGAAGGAGAUUACUCUUUGCUGUUGCUGAUGAUGACGAUGCUUCCACUUCUCCUCAACACAUUCAUCAAAUUCCCAGUCCAAUCACCAAUGUACCCACAGAACCCAUUGUACAACCAACUCCACCACCACCUGAAGCAUCGUAACAAACUUCCUUACAACCUGCUUCACAGUCUUCGCCACAGCAAUCUACACAAUCUGCAUCACAACAUCCUUCCACUUCUCCUCAACACAUGGUCCCUUCUGUCUCUAGCCCUCAACCAUCACCAUCCAGCCCCUCCAAUUCCCAAACUUCAAACAAAGAAUCACAGAGGAUUGAAUUUGACAUUUCAAUCAACAGCCAAUCCUCUCCAACAGAUGACAACACAAAAUCCCCUUAACCAGAAGUUCACCACAACCAAUGUAAAUAGAAAUACAAAUGUUACUGUUUCAGAACCAGAGAAAGAGCCUCAAGGCGUUGAUGCUGCCAUUUCAUCAGUACCAGAAACAACUCGUCCUGAUGCCACAACCACAGCUGAACAAGGCCAACCGUCUGCGCGUACGUUAUCAGGACAGGCUGUCGGUCCAUGCCAGGAUAUUUGGGCCGAACUUUCUAUUCUUCAACAAGAUCUAGACGAAAUAUCCCCAUUGCCUCAAAGGCUAUAUCUGUUUGAUGCUGAAACUCAACAAACCUUAACCACCUUCAUCAACCUCAUUAACACCCCAGUUAAAGAAAUCAUUCUCCACAAACCUGAUGAAACCUUGGUCUGUCUUUCUGCUGUUGUAAACCUCUCCCCAGAUCCUUUCAACCCCAUUCAACUAAAGCAAUUGGCCAAGAUCAUCACGGAAUGGCCAACCCUUUCAGAGAUGGUUCAGACUUGCUCGAAGGAUAUUCAAACCAAAAAGGAUUUCCUAAACGAAGCCCACACCAUAUCUACUUCACUCAAACUCAGCCAGCAAACCUCUGCAGCCAUUCUUUAGCAACACUCAGCACUUGAACUUGAGGAAGCCAAACUCAUGGCAGAACUUGCCUCUGUCUGGCAAAGAAAGGCUCAUCUGCAGCAGCAACAUGACCAGCUUAAUCAAGAAGCAAGGAUGAUGCUCUCCCAAAUUAGACAUCGUUCUGCAUCCAUUCAGACAACUAAAGCUGAGUUGGACCAAGCCCAAGCCAUGCUGGCAGAUGCUCAAUUAGAGUGGGGUGUUCUAGCCAUUCUGU